CGAUAGUACAGAAAUUGCUCAGCUGUAAACGUUUAUACGUCAUAUUUUAAUAGCGCUUAUUUAUUAUAAAAUAACAAAUAAUUGUGUAAGUUUUGUAAAUUGCAGAUUAUUCUAGAAACUAUCUUUAAUAAUAGAUAAUGUCAUGUAACACAUGUCAAUCAAAAUUUUCAUUAUUUCUACGAGAGAAAGCUUGCCCUAACUGUGGCUUUUCAUAUUGUAGUAAGUGCCUGAAGUAUAAAUGUGAAGUUCCUAAAGUCGGAUUAAAGAAAGUCUGUGGUCCAUGUUUUAGUAAAAAAAUGGAUACAAAUACUGAAGAUAAUAAUUCAACGAAUCUACAUACAAUUAUGGAUCAAAAUAAUGAACCUCUAGCUCCUGUGGAUAUCACAAACAAAUUGGAUUCUUUGGAAAAUCCAGCAAAACCACCAAUAGUUAUGUACGCACAUGGAAAACAUUGGGACAAAUUGAAAAUUGGUUUAGAGCCAGCAGAUCAAGAAAUUGUUGAUCGCUUGAGAAAAUUGAAAGAUGAAGAUGGUAAAACUUCACCUCCUAGUGUUGAAGAUAUUAAACGAAGAUUGGCUUUGUUGAAAGAUCAAAAUCCUGACGUUUCUCAUAAACCAAUGAAUAUACACUAUGUUGAUAAUAGAAGCGACCAAGAGAAGACAGAUGAUUUAAUAAAAGAAUAUCUGACUAGAUUGGAACUAGCGGCACGUAAUGAUCCCAUUGCUGAAAUUCAGUCUCGACUUAAUUAUCUAAAAGAUCCUCAGCCGUCCACAUCUUCGUCGAGUAUUCAUAAUGCUUAUUAUGAUGAUGAGGAUGAAGCAUCGAUAACUAAGAGGAUAAUCAAAAAGGCUCUGGCGGAAGCUGCCUUGGAAAAGAAAUAUGGCGAUGUUGAUGAGAUAGAAGACAUGGAAGUUGAAACAGCACACAUGAGCACAGACGAUGAAGAUGAAGCUUGUGUGAUGUGUGAUCAAACUACAGAUUUAAUACGUUGUCAAGGAUGUCAUAAUGAUCUUUAUUGUACACUUUGCUUCGCAGACAAUCAUGAUGACUUUGAAUUGGGAAGUCACACGGUUGUUCCUUUUAAACCAAAAAAGAAGUCGAGCUAAAAGUAAAUAAUUUUUUAUUUUUUUAAAUUGUCAUUGGUACUUUUUAAAGGAUAAUUUUUUUUUUUAAACAAGAUUUUAUAUUUAUCUCAAGACAUAUAUAUUUAUAUAUAUUUCUUCAUUUGUACAGCUUUUAUAAACACUGCGAAUUAAUUGUGAUAUUAAUUAGAUAUUCGUUAAAAGGACCAAGAAAAAGAUGAUACAAGUUUUACUAAAAAUGCACUUAAUUUUUUUUUUUAAAUAGGUCAUCGCAGUGAUGACAAUUUUGUGUAGGAAAUAAAAUUAAAAUUGUGCUUAUAAA
Messenger RNA from Leptopilina boulardi, 1404 nucleotides. Its product is annotated as abscission/NoCut checkpoint regulator. Bases 138 to 1106 code for a protein of 322 amino acids. Gene Ontology annotation, molecular function: phosphatidylinositol-3-phosphate binding. NCBI's taxonomy places the organism in Eukaryota, Metazoa, Arthropoda, Insecta, Hymenoptera, Figitidae. Gene Ontology annotation, biological process: mitotic cytokinesis checkpoint signaling; abscission. The transcript is spliced from 6 exons. Gene Ontology annotation, cellular component: cleavage furrow; midbody; centrosome. The record is from RefSeq and is a predicted model, not a curated record.